This is a messenger RNA of Oldenlandia corymbosa var. corymbosa, 1269 nucleotides long. The record is from the annotation of a GenBank genome assembly. NCBI's taxonomy places the organism in Eukaryota, Viridiplantae, Streptophyta, Magnoliopsida, Gentianales, Rubiaceae.
AUGGCUCUGACAAUUCACGCAACAAGUGGAAACAAAAAUGUUUUCAAAGCAUUGAUUGCUGCGGAGUACAGUGAUGUCAAAGUAGAGUUGGCAAAGGAUUUUCAGAUGGGAGUUACCAACAAGACUCCCGAGUUCCUGAAAAUGAACCCCCUUGGGAAGAUUCCUGUUCUUGAAACUCCCGAGGGGCCUGUGUUCGAGAGUAAUGCUAUUGCUCGUUAUGUUACAAAGUUGAAGGCUGAUAAUCCUCUUUUUGGCUCAACUCUCAUUGAAUAUGGCCAAAUUGAACAAUGGAUUGAUUUUGCUACCACUGAGAUUGAUGCUAACACAGGUCGAUGGCUAUAUCCCCGGCUUGGUUAUCAAGUUUACCUUCCUCCGGCUGAGGAAGCUGCAAUCUCUGCGUUGAAAAGGGCACUUGGGGCUUUGAAUACCCAUCUCGCUUCUCACACUUUCUUGGUUGGAGACACUGUCACAUUGGCUGAUGUUAUCAUGACUUGCAACUUGUUUUUGGGAUUUAGAAGUGUCUUCACCAAGGCCUUUACAUCCGAGUUCCCUCAUGUUGAGAGAUACUUUUGGACUUUGGUCAACCAGCCAAAAUUUCAGAAGAUUAUUGGAAAAGUUGAACAAGCUACUGCUGUUCCACCUGUUGCAUCCAAAAAGCCAGCUCAGCCUAAAGAAUCUGCCAAGCCCAAGGCCAAAGAAGAACCAAAGAAACCUGCCAAGAAAGAAGAGCCAAAGCCUAAGGAUGAUGUAGAGGAAGAAGAGGAAGCAGCACCCAAGCCAAAGGCAAAGAAUCCAUUGGACCUUUUGCCUCCUAGCAAGAUGAUACUGGAUGAAUGGAAGAGACUUUACUCCAACACUAAGAGUAACUUCCGCGAGGUUGCCAUCAAGGGAUUUUGGGAUAUGUAUGAUCCUGAGGGAUACUCACUUUGGUUUUGUGAUUACAAGUACAAUGAUGAGAACAUGGUCUCAUUCGUGACCAUGAACAAGGUUGGUGGUUUCUUGCAAAGGAUGGAUCUUGCACGCAAAUAUGCAUUUGGGAAGAUGUUGGUGAUUGGUUCAGAGCCUCCAUUCAAGGUCAAGGGUUUGUGGCUUUUCCGUGGUAAAGAGAUCCCAAAAUUCGUGAUGGAUGAGUGUUACGACAUGGAGUUGUAUGAGUGGAAGGAGGUUGACAUCAACGAUGAGGCACAGAAAGAGCGUGUGAAUCAGAUGAUUGAGGAUGCUGAGCCUUUCGAGGGUGAAGCUCUAUUGGAUGCCAAGUGCUUCAAGUAA